Homalodisca vitripennis (glassy-winged sharpshooter) is the source of this 2566-nucleotide messenger RNA. RefSeq lists its product as uncharacterized. Gene Ontology annotation, biological process: proteolysis. NCBI's taxonomy places the organism in Eukaryota, Metazoa, Arthropoda, Insecta, Hemiptera, Cicadellidae. The record is from RefSeq and is a predicted model, not a curated record. The transcript is spliced from 7 exons. The coding region runs from base 166 to 2403 and encodes 745 amino acids. Gene Ontology annotation, molecular function: serine-type endopeptidase activity.
GUGAAGACGACAACGUGAUGAAGAAGGCAGUGGUGCGAGUGUCAGUGUUCGCAAGCGUUCGGCCACAGUCGGGAUAGUUCGGCAGGUCGCGUGCCGCUGCUCACCAUUCCACCCAACCUGGCCCAGGCCGUCGCUUGCAGGUUACCUAUCAGAAUCGUCUCUGCCAUGAUUUGGUUGCUAUGGUUACCAGUAACGCUGGCGGCUCCCAGGGUCUUCCCACUGGUUGAUCCAGGAUUAUUCGUGAUAUCCGGUGUGAAGACGUGUGGCGGAGGUGGGGGAUAUUGUCUCCUGGGUCUUGACUGUACUCUGGACGAAGACUUCCUCCCAGACGACGAGGCAGGACACCACUGCGAGGGUCUCAGGUCAGCAUUUACUCCAAGCGCUCACUUCGUUUGCUGUCGAGCUACCAACCGGAGCCUCUACAAACCUCCCCUUGUGCUCCCUGCCGGACUAACAACAGCCUUCACCGAGGCCGUGACAGGCCGCACUACCGCCGCAGAUGUGCUGGAGAAUGAGAUAGACCAAGUGCUACUCAAGGUUGCGCAGAGCGUUGACGCCAUCAAGAAGACACCGGCGACGGAAGCGACUGCAGUGCAGGCCGAUGACCAGACCCCAGAAUUGAGGGAAUCAGCGGAAGAUUCGGUUGAAGACGGCCCACUGGAAGAUGAAGAUUCUCUUUUAGAUUCUAUAGAAGACGUGGCUCAACAAGAUAUGUCUAUUGAGGAAGAAGACCCACAGGAAUCGAUCCCCGGUGGAGAUGUAAAAAUAAAAGUUCCACUGCCGUCCGAUAAAUCUCCUGUCACUGAAAAUAAGCCAAUGGAUGGUAUUGACUCUCAAAAACCUGUUUUUGUUUUAGAUGAAUCUGAAAAUUAUGACUUGUCUGCGGAAAAGUCAACUGAGGACAACAUGAUAAGUACAGAGAGCCUAUCAGACGAGUCUGCAAGUGAAGAGAUUGAGUUAUUAAAAAAUGCGUCUAUUACACUACAGACAAACGAAAACUUGGACGAAACUAAAAUUAAAGAACCGAUAUAUGGAGAUAAACAAGAAACUACUGUAGGAGUGGGUUCCAUUUUAAACGAAAAUACCAAUAAAGGUAUCAAUAUUAACAAACCAACAAACUCUGCAAAUGCGGAGGAUUACUCAGAAAAUAAAUCAUCUAAUGAAAACCUUAUACAGAACGAUGAAGCAAAAGUAAGUGAGUCAAAUGGUGAAGGAAUAAAUACAAUGAUUGUUUCCGAAAAAGAAGAAUAUGUGACAAGACUGCCUGAUUUAUCCGCAGACAUAGCCUCUCUUAAAAAUGAGACAAACUUAGAUUCUGAAUGGGUUCACUCCAAAAUCAGUGUAACGCCAAAGUUACCUUUAGAAAAUGUUUCGAAUGAUCAAGCAGAUCCUAGUAUUGUCUCAUCUGGAUAUAAUAAUACUGUUAAUAAAACAGACAGCAAGAUAGAAAAAGUUGACAAUUUAAGUAGCAACGAAAAAAAAGAUAACUCAUUGCCCGAAAAUGUUUCUAAAACAAACUCGAUAACAGUUGAUGGAGAUCAGUCGGCACAUGCAGAGGAAGAUCAAUUUGUCACAAGUACAACCGUAUCUCCUGCCACCCACAUCCCGGACAAUGGUCGACCGAUGUCCACUGGGCAAGUCAUCCAAGGUCAUCCUGGAAUGGAUCAACCGUGUUCUAGAGGUGCUUCUAGAGGUGAAAACUGCAGCGAAGAAGUCAAGUUUAUCUUCCAGAACAAGACAAUUUGCUUUGGAUCCGUUUAUGCACUCGACUGGGUCGUAACAUCAGCUUCUUGCGCUUUAAGAGUGUUCCGAGCUGGGAUGUUGAACGUGAGCGUUAUCCCACUGAGCGGUCCAGGGAGCGUACAAGUGAAGACGAUCAUAGUUCACGAGAGCUACGGGGAGAACGCAGGCUCUUCUGGCCAAGAAAUGGAAGCCAAUAAUAUUGGCUUGGUCCAGCUGAAGUCUCCCGUUGUCCAGUGGGCGGAAUGUGUACCGUGCCUGCCACUUCCUGGACACCGGUUCUCCACCUCCAACUGUACAGCCGUCACCUCCCGCCUCUUAGCAUCUGUCCCUUGCUCGACCCAUGGAGUGUGCAAGUUAGGCCGGGACGCUGCAAGCAGCAGUACACAGAUGCCGGUCUGCGCAGGCUCUGCCAGGAUGAUGACUGACGACCGUGGGUUUCCCUACAUCAUCCUCCCCUGUGAUAUGGUCUGGGAGCCGAGGUUUGCUGAGUCGAGCCCCCGUGGGUCAGGUGCUCCCUUGUUCUGUGAGGGAGUGUUGGCAGGCCUGGAGACUUCUGCAGGGGUUGGUAUGACUGUGUACACCCCUCUGUCACCCUACCUCGGCUGGCUACUCCGCAACACCCGGCCCGGACUGCCGGACCAACACUUCAACGUCGGCUGACCUCUCCGCUCAACUCCCUGAUUCCUAUUAGACCUAAAUAAGUGUUGUGUAUACUGUUGUAUGUAAUUUAUUGUUAUUUGUUAUAAUUAUUGUUAUGUAUUUGCAUGUUUGUAUUAUUUAUUAAACUAUCGUUGUUUCACCUACUUACAAGUCACCCACCGAA